Messenger RNA from Benincasa hispida (wax gourd), 2177 nucleotides. RefSeq names its product phosphoglucomutase, putative / glucose phosphomutase. The record is from RefSeq and is a predicted model, not a curated record. Lineage: Eukaryota; Viridiplantae; Streptophyta; Magnoliopsida; Cucurbitales; Cucurbitaceae. Gene Ontology annotation, cellular component: chloroplast stroma. Gene Ontology annotation, biological process: carbohydrate metabolic process. Gene Ontology annotation, molecular function: phosphomannomutase activity.
CAUUCCCCCUCUUCUUAUCUUCCCCCAUCUCUUAAUUCUAUUCACUUCCAACAAAACAAGCCUUUAUUUUUUUCCCUUUCUUUCUUUCUUUCAAUUCCUCAAAGCUCAACAAUGGCAUCCACAACACUGAGCACUUCAAUACCAACAAGAAGAGAUUCAUUUUCAAAUUUGAUUCCAAACAAACCCUUAAAUCCCAAAGUGUUCAAUUUCGCCUUUCUGAAACGUGCUGCCCCACGAGGGGUGGUGGCAACGUGGAGGACGGCGGAGCACGGUGGAGCAUUGGUAGCGGAGGAGGAGGAGGAUGAGGAGAUGGGGAGGAUCCGGAGGCUGCAGAACGGGUCGGACGUGAGAGGGGUGGCGAUCGAGGGGGAGAAGGGGAGGGCGGUGGAUUUGACGGCGGCUGCGGUGGAGGCGAUAGCGGAGAGUUUUGCCGAGUGGAUGAUCGAGGGGAUGGAAUCAGGGCGGCGUGUGAGCAUUUCGGUGGGGAGAGACCCGAGAAUUUCCGGCGGUGCUUUGAGUGUUGCAGUGUUCGCCGGAGUUAGUAGGGCGGGGUGUUUGGUGUUUGAUAUGGGACUUGCCACCACGCCGGCGUGUUUCAUGAGCACCGUUUUGCCUCCUUUUUCAUAUGAUGCUUCUAUUAUGUUAACAGCAUCUCACUUACCAUAUACACGAAAUGGGAUGAAGUUCUUCACGAAGAGAGGAGGGCUAAGCUCGCCGGAGGUAGAGGAGAUAUGCGACAGAGCCGCCGUGAAGUACGCCAACAGAGUGGUCAAAGUCUCCACUCUUCUCCGAACGCCACCGUCGAAGGUGGAUUUCAUGGCGGCUUAUUCACAGCAUCUCAGAGAUAUCAUUAAGCAAAGAAUAAAUCAUCCUUUGCAUUAUGAUACUCCUCUCAAAGGAUUCCAGAUAAUAGUAAACGCGGGUAAUGGAUCCGGAGGCUUCUUCACAUGGGAUGUGUUGGACAAGCUCGGCGCAGACACUUUUGGCUCUCUCCAUCUCAACCCAGACGGCAUGUUCCCCAACCACAUCCCUAAUCCAGAGGACAAAACCGCCAUGUCGCUCACCCGAGCCGCCGUCCUCGAACACGGAGCUGACCUCGGUGUCGUCUUCGACACCGACGUUGACCGUAGUGGUGUCGUCGAUCACGAGGGCAACCCAAUCAAUGGCGACAAGCUCAUUGCCCUAAUGUCAGCCAUCAUCCUCCGAGAGCACCCUGGCUCGACCGUCGUUACCGACGCUCGUACCAGCGUUGCCCUCACAAAGUUCAUCACAAACCGAGGCGGGCAGCAUUGCCUCUACCGCGUAGGGUAUCGGAAUGUCAUCGACAAAGGGAUUCAACUCGAUGCCGACGGAAUCGAGACGCAUCUCAUGAUGGAGACGUCGGGGCAUGGUGCACUUAAGGAGAAUUAUUUUUUGGAUGAUGGAGCUUAUAUGGUAGUGAAAAUUAUUAUUGAAAUGGUGAGAAUGAAGCUAGAGGGAUCAAAUGAAGGAAUUGGGAGUCUUAUAAAAGAUCUUGAAGAGCCAUUGGAGUCUGUGGAAUUGAGAUUGAAUGUGAUUUCUGAGCCAAGUUUUGCAAAAGAGAAGGCUGUUGAGAUCAUAGAGACAUUCAGAAACUUUGUUGAGGAAGGGAAGCUUGAGGGAUGGGAAUUGGACUCAUGUGGAGAUUGUUGGGUGCAUGAAGGCUGCUUGGUGGACCUAAAUGAUAAUCCCAAGCCAAUUGAUGCACAAAUGUACAGGAUUAAAGUAUAUGAUAAGGAAAAUGGAGAGGUUGGUUGGGUACACUUAAGACAAAGCAUUCACAAUCCAAAUCUUGUUUUGAAUAUGCAAUCAUCUCUAUCUGGAGGCUGCCUCCAAAUCACUAGAGACUUCAGAGAUAAAUUUUUGGUGGCAAGUGGAUGUGAUCGUUUCCUUGAUGUGGAUCAGGUGGAGAAGUUCUUAAGCACUAGACUUGCAAGAUAACGAGAUCAAUGGAAAUAAUUGAUUUUGAAGUUAAAUUAAUAUAAAAUAUGGAAAGAUUAUUUUGAAAAAAAAUAUAUAGAAUGAUUAAAAAUGUACAGUGGCCAAAUAUAUAUGUUAUAUAUAAAAUAUAUACACGUUUGCUUCACAUAUAAUUAAUUAAUUGGAUGGAAAGUGUAUCUUAUAAUACUAGUAUUUAUGCAUGCGGAUUGUAUGUGGUA